Equus caballus (horse) is the source of this 3648-nucleotide messenger RNA. RefSeq names its product ankyrin repeat and SOCS box containing 9 (gene ASB9). Gene Ontology annotation, molecular function: protein binding. The record is from RefSeq and is a predicted model, not a curated record. NCBI's taxonomy places the organism in Eukaryota, Metazoa, Chordata, Mammalia, Perissodactyla, Equidae. Gene Ontology annotation, biological process: positive regulation of protein catabolic process; intracellular signal transduction; protein ubiquitination.
GUGUAUAGGUCCGUGCCUGGGAUCCAAACCUGCAAACCCUGGGCCACCAAAGUGGAGCGCAUGAACUUAACUACUAUGCCACUGGGCCAGCCCGUACAAUGAAUCAUUUUAAGGGAAACAUUUUCAUAACCAAACAAGUACCCAAUAUUACCUAUCCAUAUACCAUCUGUCUAUAUAUAGAGACAUCUAAUCUACCUAUCUAUAUACUAUGUGUCUGUCUGUCUGUCUAUCACCUAUUUGUCUAUCCAUCAUUUAUCUGACUGCAUCUGUCAUCUGCCUUGACCGAUUAUUUAAAAAAAAAGCUUUCCUGUGUCACUUGAAGGUUUAAGCCUCAACUCUUUCAAAAUCCCUUAAAUUAUUUAAAAGGUUGGGUAUGUCAUUCAACAUCUCUAAGUUUUUUGUUCAUAUUUUAUUAAGGAAUUGUUUCUCCCAAAGUAAUUCUUCUCCCUGAUAUGUCUAGUAUUGCCAUGUCAGACAAACCUGAGGUUUACAGAUGAUUCUUUUUUCAGUAACAAUGCUCAUUGCUGAAAAGAUUUUAUUCGCUUAACACAAAGAGAAGAGCUGACGCUUCAGAGACAUUGCCUGAAGCUGUCAUGGUGAGGGACGAACCGUUGAAUAACCACAGCUCGUCAGGGGAGGGUGCUUUCUGCGCUGGAGGACCUCACAUUUUCUCCCAUUGCAAAUCAUCGCCAGGGGCUGCUCCUGCAUGGACAUUUGCAUAUGGAAUAUAUCAUCUCCUUCCCUUAGCAGAAUCUGUACUAGGAUGAAUACCGGGUCAUACUCAGAAGAGCAGCUUCCUAUUUUAACAUGAGUUUAACCCAUAAAAGGUGUAUACCAGGUUUUAAUUUUCAUUUAUUAAUUUUUCUUCCUUCACCAUUGUUAUAUCUUGAAAAUUUUCCCACUUAUAGAAAAAUUGCAAGAAUAAUACAAUGAAUAUUUUCGUGUCCAUUACCUCAAUUCACCAACUGUUAGCAUUUUGCCACAUUUGCUUAUGUGUGCUACAUACGCUAUGCAUGCCACAUUUGCUAUGUAUAUGUGUAUACAUAUGUACUCAGGCCUAUAUAAUAUAUAUGUAUAUAUGUAAGCCCGUGUAUAAUUAAUACAUAUAUAAAUAUUUAAAAAAAUGAACCAUUUGUGAGUAAACUGUGGACAUCACGAUUCUUCACCAGGGCUAGGAUAGGAUGAGGUGAGUGAGGCAAAAAAUUUAAGGGGGCAAAGAAAAACUCAGUCAUCCAGAUAAAUAUUUUAGUGCAAUAUUAAAAAAUUCAAUGUUAAGGAAAAAAGCCCACGAUGACCAAAAUCUCAAAAAUUUUAAUAAAGACAGGCUGUUGUUUGUUUGUUUUAUGACACUGCAUAAUUGUGCAAUGAGAACAGUGUUUCCACAGCCUGCGGUUCUGGGACAUGUGGCUGUUGGGUUUAUGAGGAAUGACAAUGGCUUGCAAAUGGAUCGGACAACGUGAGCUUGAUAAAUACUCAUGUGUUUUGACUGUUGAACUUGCAUUAACUUUUUCUAUUUGGUGCAAACUGUUUACAUAGGGAUGUUCGUUACUGCCUUUGCAUCAUGCUCCCGUAUGGCUCUGUGCUGAGCACUUCAGCAUGCAUCUCCUAAGAACGCAGAGGUUCGUAUCUUCCUAACUGUGGUGCAGGAUAACAUGCAGAAAGUUUGACAUUGAUGCACUAUGAUUAUCCCAUACGGCUGUUCUCCACCGUCUGACCAGGACGGUGCAGCUCAGCCAGCCACAGCCCUGGAAUUUCCCAAGAGCGGGGAGAGCAUGGAAUUUGGACUUUUCUGAGCAACUGAAGUGGAGCGUGGAGCUUGCCCAGCCCAGGAGAGCACCAUGGAUGUCGAACCACGGGGCAGGAAUGGCAGCAAGCCCCUGAGGCCAGGAGACCCUCCUGACACCAGGCUCCUUUCAAACCCAUUGAUGGGGGAUGUUGUGUCUGAUUGGUCUCCUGUGCAUGAAGCUGCGAUUCACGGACGUCUGCUCUCUCUGAGGAACCUCAUCAGCCAGGGGUGGCCUGUGAACCUCAUCACGGUAGAUCAAGUGUCCCCACUCCAUGAAGCCUGUCUCGGAGGUCAUCUCUCUUGUGCAAACAUUUUAUUAAAGCAUGGAGCUGAGGUGAACGGAGUCACCACAGACUGGCACACUCCCUUGUUUAAUGCUUGUGUUAGCGGCAGCCAGGACUGUGUGAAUUUGCUUCUGCAGCAUGGAGCCAGCCCCCGCCCUGCAAGUGAUCUGGCAUCCCCCAUCCACGAAGCUGCUAAGAGAGGCCAUGUGGAGUGCAUCGAGUCCCUCGCAGCUCAUGGGGGCGACAUUGACCAUAACAUCAGCCACCUGGGCACUCCACUAUAUUUGGCUUGUGAAAACCAGCAGAUAGCCUGUGCCAAGAAGCUUCUGGAGUCAGGAGCAAGUGUGAACCAAGGCCGAGGUCUGGACUCCCCUCUUCACACAGUGGCCAGGGCGUCCAAUGGGGAGCUGGCCCGCCUGCUCAUGGACUAUGGAGCAGACACCCAGGCCAGGAAUGCCGAGGGCAAACGUCCUUUAGAGCUGGUGCCUCCAGAGAGCCCUCUGACCCAGCUCUUCUUGCAGAGAGAAGGACCCCCUUCUUUGAUGCAGUUAUGCCGCCUUAGAAUUCGGAAGUGCUUUGGGAUCCAGCAGCAUCAUAAGAUCACCAGACUGGUCCUCCCCGAGGAGCUGACACGGUUUCUUCUACACAUUUAAAUGUGUCAAGGGAAUGAAGUCACAAACAACAAACAUCGAGUGUUGCAGCCAUUGGAAUUUUAAAGUCAAGUCAGGUUGAGAGAGCUUGGCUAGUUUUUUCAAUUAGGGUUUUAUUUUCAAUGGAAAAACACUGGGUACUUUUGCAUUAUUGGUUGGAAGGCAUGAAGACUUUUUUCCCUCCUGCCUGGAAGAGGGUGGCUAACAUAACAACUACUGUGUUGAAUAUCUACUACAUGCCGAGCACUGAGCUAGGAACACUUUAUGCAUCAUCUGGUUUAGCCCUCUCAGCAUCCCUACCAGGUGGGCACUAGUCCCUCCCCUUCUCCAGGUGAGAUAUAAGACCAGGGAGGUCAAUUUGUCCACUUAGCCACAGCGAGGACGGGGAAGCCAGAUUGGAGUAUAGGUUUUCUUAUGCUAACCUGGGGACUUCCGAGUGAGGUACAAUUUCCCGGUAUAACUAUCCAGGCUCCAUCUCCUUUACAUAGGAAGGAAGAUAGAGAAGACGUUUCUCUGUCUACGUCUGACUUUUUUUUUAAACCUUCCCUGUUCUUGUGACAAAACCACUACUGCCCUAGUAAAGUAUAGGGGUCAGUUCUUUUUCUCAAUCAAAAUUUCAUAUAUGUAUUAGGCAUAUUCUAGAACCAUGCUGUCCAAUACAGUGGCUACUAGUCCAGUAGUUCUCACCCAGGGGCGAUUUUGCCUCCUAGGGGACAUCUGUCAAUGUCUGGAGAUGUUUUUGGUUGUUACAACUGGUGGUGGGGUGCUACUGGCAUCUAUUGGGUGGAGGCCAGGGCUGUUGCUAAACGUGCUACAAUGCACAGGAGAGCCCCCACAGCAAAGAAUUAGCCAGCCCAAAAUGGAAAUAGUGCUGAGGUUGAGAAACCCUAUACCAGCCGUAUGUGGCUAUUUAAAAAAUGUAAAUUAA